Messenger RNA from Carya illinoinensis, 1785 nucleotides. RefSeq names its product proline-rich protein 4-like. Bases 129 to 1490 code for a protein of 453 amino acids. NCBI's taxonomy places the organism in Eukaryota, Viridiplantae, Streptophyta, Magnoliopsida, Fagales, Juglandaceae. The record is from RefSeq and is a predicted model, not a curated record. The transcript is spliced from 2 exons.
CAUCAUGCUUACCCAUCGAACCAUAGCAGCUUAUUGCUUUUCAGCUGCUAAGCAGCCUUCUGUCCCAGUCACAUUUUCUUCCUCUCAUUCCUUUGUUUUUCAGUUGGGAUCCAAAGUUGAGUUUGCCAAUGCGAACGUUUCCUUUUUGCCGAGGAGCACUUUUGUGCUGCUCGGUGAUCUUGCUUUUCACAUUAAGUUUCUGCUAUGGUAGUGACCAGACAGUUGAGGUAGUUGGUCUUGGGGAAUGUGCAGACUGUGAGCAGAGUAACAUCAAGACUAGCCAUGCCUUUUCAGGGCUUCCUGUGACAAUUGAUUGCAAGCAAGCAAAUGGACACUUCAGGACCAGAGGAGUAGGGAAGCUCGAUGAAGAAGGAAAGUUUGAAGUGUCUCUUCCUCAGGAGAUCGUGAAAGACGGACAACUAAAUGAAGAAUGCUAUGCGCAGCUUCACAGUGCAUCAGCUGCACCAUGCCCUGCCCACAAUGGCCUAGAAUCCUCAAAAGUUAUAUUCAAGUCCAAAGCCAAUGGAAAACAUACCUUUGGGCUGGCUGGUAAACUCAAAUUCUCCCCUGUGACAUGUACUUCAGCCUUCCUGUGGCAUCACUACAAAUACCCGCCACUACCCAAAUUGCCGCAUGGGCCGAAGUUGCCAGCUUUUACUCCCCAUCCACACUGGAAGAACUUUGGUCAUCAAUUCCCUCACCCUCCUAAGGUCUUUCCCCCACUACCACCAAAGGUCUUCCCUCCCAUACAUAAGAAGCCUUUGCCGCCAGUUCCAAAGUUCAAGAAGCCACUCCUACCUCCGAUACCUGUAUACAAGAAGCCUCUUCCCCCACCAGUGCCUAUAUACAAGAAGCCACUUCCGCCACCAAUACCUGUAUAUAAGAAGCCUCUUCCCCCACCAGUGCCUGUAUACAAGAAGCCACUUCCACCACCAGUACCUGUAUAUGAGAAGCCUCUUCCCCCACCAGUGCCUGUAUACAAGAAGCCACUUCCACCACCAGUACCUGUAUAUGAGAAGCCUCUUCCCCCACCAGUGCCUGUAUACAAGAAACCACUUCCACCUCCCAUUCCAGUAUUCAAACCGAAACCAAAACCCCCGGUAUACUAUAAACCUCUUCCACCAAUCCCAAAGAUCUAUCAUCCACCUCUGCCAAAAUUCAAAAAGCCCCUUCAUCCUCCCAUUCCAAUCUUCAAACCAAAACCCCCGGUAUACCAUAAACCUCUUCCACCAAUCCCAAAGAUCUAUCAUCCACCUCUGCCAAAAUUCAAAAAGCCCUUUCAUCCUCCCAUUCCAAUCUUCAAACCAAAACCCCCGGUAUACUAUAAACCUCUUCCACCAAUCCCAAAGAUCCAUCCAUAUUAUAAGAAGCCUUUCCCACCCCAUCCCAUAGUCCCACUUCUCCCUCCUAUUCCGAAGCAUCCCAAGUAUUUCCCCCACCCCAAGUUCGGAAAGUGGCCUCCGUUGUCACCUUUUCCUCCUCAUCCUUAGGUCACUGCAGUAAAUGUUCCAAAUGUAAGUGGAAACCAUGUUGUUUUAUUUAAUUAAGUCUAGUGUGGAAAUUUAAUACUGUAAUAAAGCCUCAAAGAAAGAGAAGAUGCAAAUGAAAAGGCUUGGAGAGAGAGAGAGAUGUGAAUCAAAAUUUAUUAAUUACUUGUCAAAGUUAUAGGUGUGUGGAUCAUUCCUUCUACAUUUUCAUGAUGGUAUAGAGGUCCGAAUGCAUUUGACUUGCUGUAAUAAUUGUACUUUCUUGUCUUGCAAAAUAUAUAUCCUCUAUUUGCGAUAA